Messenger RNA from Nematolebias whitei (Rio pearlfish), 2781 nucleotides. RefSeq names its product erythrocyte membrane protein band 4.1 like 5 (gene epb41l5). The record is from RefSeq and is a predicted model, not a curated record. Lineage: Eukaryota; Metazoa; Chordata; Actinopteri; Cyprinodontiformes; Rivulidae. Gene Ontology annotation, molecular function: cytoskeletal protein binding. Bases 217 to 2556 code for a protein of 779 amino acids. The transcript has 26 exons. Gene Ontology annotation, cellular component: cytoskeleton.
GAGCUCGACUCCUACUUUUUGUUAGAAGAAAAUAUAUCCUGCGGAGGUCGAGCGGUGGGGAUAAAACUGAAAAACAAGAAGGAAAAAGCAAGUUACGGAAUCUGGAAGUGUUCAAGGGUCCUGUUUGGUCGUGUAAAAUGCAAGCGGACGUGCUUUCACCGUGAAUUUACUAAAGGAGGUUUUGUGUGACACCAUUGCUGCUCCCUCCCACCCAUCAUGAUCAGUUUCCUGCGCAGGACGCUGGGGCGCCACUCCAUCCGGAAACAUGCCGAGAAGGCCCGUUUACGAGAGGCUCAGCGGGCCACGACGCACAUCCCUGCUGCCGGGGACGCAAAGUCCAUCAUCACCUGCCGUGUUUCCUUACUGGACGGGACAGAUGUCAGCGUUGACCUGCCGAAAAAAGCCAAAGGUGAAGAACUGUUUGAGCAGAUCAUGUACCAUCUGGACAUUGUGGAGAAAGAUUACUUUGGGCUGCGAUUUAUGGACUCGGCACAAGUUCCGCACUGGCUUGAUGUCACAAAAAGCAUCAAAAAGCAAGUCAAAAUCGGCCCACCGUACUGCCUUCAUAUGAGAGUCAAGUUUUACUCUUCAGAACCGAACAACCUGCACGAGGAACUCACCAGAUAUCUGUUUGUUUUGCAGUUAAAGCAAGACGUCAUCAGUGGCAAGCUUGAAUGUCCAUUCGACACAGCGGUGCAGUUGGCUGCCUUCUCGUUACAGGCUGAAUUAGGGGAUUGUGACCCCCUUGAACAUAACCUCGACCUGGUGUCAGAAUUUCGGUUCAUCCCUGAGCAGACAGAGGAGAUUGAGCUUGCGAUAUAUAAUGCGUGGAAGGAGUGCAGAAGCCAGACACCAGCUCAAGCUGAGAUUAACUACCUGAACAAAGCCAAGUGGUUAGAAAUGUAUGGGGUGGACAUGCACAUGGUGAAGGCAAGAGAUGGUAAUGAGUACAGUCUGGGUUUGACACCUACUGGAGUUCUGGUGUUUGAAGGCCAAACAAAGAUCGGACUCUUCUUUUGGCCUAAGAUUACUCGUCUGGACUUCAGGAAGAGCAAGUUGACACUUGUGGUGGAGGAAGAUGAUGAUCAGGGCAAAGAGCAGGAGCACACCUUUGUUUUCAGGAUGGACCAUCCCAAAGCCUGUAAACAUCUCUGGAAGUGUGCAGUAGAACAUCAUGCUUUCUUUAGGUUGAGAGGGCCAGUCCAGAAGAACUCUGCCCGCUCUGGAUUCAUACGCAUGGGAUCACGUUUCAGAUAUAGCGGAAAGACGGAGUAUCAAACAACUAAGUCCAGCAAAGCGAGGCGGUCAACAUCUUUUGAGAGGAGACCAAGUCGACGUUACUCCAGAAGAACCAUGCCAAACAGAGGGCAGUUCAGCACCCCAGAGGUCCGUUCUUCAAGAAAUGGGGUCGGCUCCAACAAAGACAACAAGGUUUCUUCAAGUAAAGGGGUCUGGUCUGGUGUCCCUGUGGUCAGUCCAGUUGUGUCUUCAGCCUGUGCACCGAUGGAAAUCGAGGCUCUGCCCAGAAGUCCAGGAGGAGAAAAACGAAGCCUGCCUGUUGUUGCCGGCCUCAUGGAGACGUGCAUCGAUGACGUCCUCAGGACUCCUGUCGUUCCUCCGGUGACGGCUGCAGAGGAGGUCGGACCGUGCACUUCAUACGCCGCUACCAGUGUAGCUGCAGAAGAUCCUGUCAGUCUCACUGAAGCCGCAGCUCGUCUGAAGCAGCUGGAGUUGGAGAGCGGUCCUUUUCCCACGACUCCAAAAAACAUCAACGUAAACAUGGCCAUGAACAAUCAGGACGACGUUGUGAAACUCACAGAGAAAUGCAGCCUGAACAGUACCGGCAGCAGUCCGGUCGUCACUCCGCUGCGCACCCCGGACGAUCUGAAGAGCAACAUCCUCAAAGCUCAAGCUGAGGCUGCUGCUCUGAAGGGGAAUUUGGAGGAGCACUUUCUAAAAGCCGGAGAUAAAAACUGUAAUUUGCAGGAAUCUUCUGUCAGGUUGAAGGUUCGUGCCGGCCGAAUGGGCAGUAACUCGUCUCUUUCUGUUAGCAGCCGUCCCGACGCCCAAGACGCCUGGGAGCUGGGGAAGCCGGCCUCGCUCGUCUCGUCUGCAGCAGCCAGUGCUGAGAGAUUAGCCGAGGAGUCAAACCCUUCUAUUUCCAAGAGUCCUGCUGCCGCUGAAGGCUCGGCUCCGAAGGUUAAAGCAGAAGAGUUUGACCUGUCGAACACUGCACCACCGUCUGACAACCUGAUUGACUUCACUGAUCCAACUCCUCUUCUUCCUCCAGUGCAGCAGCUCAAACCUCUCCUCACGCCCCGCUGGAUCGUCCCUUCAAACGCUCCCCCUGGCAUCUUUACCAACGGCCUGCUUGACGUAGACCCCCCAUCUAAAGCAGCCCCUCUUCUCCUCCCUGGUGAGGGUGUAGCAUCUCUCAUCCCAACCCCUCCCCACCCUGCUCACACACGUAACGCCAUCCCCACCAGCGCUGUGGAUCAGCUGCCGCCUUCAGAGGAGGAACCCAAACCCGCACGUCUUCUGACCACUGAGCUCUGAUGAAGGAAAGAGUCGACAUCGUCACAAAACUCAGCUUCCUGUCUGCUCUUACUCAGAGAAAAGGAAGAGGCAGCUUCCAUGCAACACAAGAACAAUUUUAGUUACUGACUCAGACUGACACAAAACUUCAGCAUUAACAUCUCAACACGUGAACUUCCUGGUUUUAUUCUAAGAUUAGACCCCGCCUCCAACGUCGGCAUCAUCAAGAAACGGGAACGGACGUCG